This is a messenger RNA of Mizuhopecten yessoensis (Yesso scallop), 864 nucleotides long. RefSeq names its product ankyrin repeat domain-containing protein 34B-like. NCBI's taxonomy places the organism in Eukaryota, Metazoa, Mollusca, Bivalvia, Pectinida, Pectinidae. The transcript has 2 exons. Gene Ontology annotation, molecular function: protein binding. The annotation marks the transcript as partial. The record is from RefSeq and is a predicted model, not a curated record.
GUCAUUCGGGAUAAUAAGCUAAAACCUGUAUCGUCUUGACAUCAAGGCUACGAUAAAUCCGGUUGGGAUUUUCCUCCAGUGUGGCUUAAUAUAAAACGAUUGUUGGGAGUCGUACAAGAUUUAUUUUGUGAAGAUGUGAGAAUCAAGUUCCUGGCGUAAGAUAUCAAAUUUUCCAAAUUAUGAAGACUUUCGUGCUUUUUCUUAACCACUAAACACGAAACGGAAUUGGAAACAUUUCUUUACGUAACAAAAAUGGCGCAUGACCUAGACAACACCGGAAGUCGUCUUCUUAACGCAAUCCUAUCAGGAAAAGCGCGGCAAAUCAGUUCCCUCCUGGACCAAACCGUCGACGUCGAUGUGAGAGACGAUGAAGGAAGGACGCCCUUGAUGUACGCAGUCUGUUGUGACAUUGAUGACGUCAGAACGCACGUGGUGCGUUUGUUGUUGCGCAGUAACUGUUACAUCAACGCACAGGACAGUAGUGGAUGUACGGCACUGAUAUACGCAUGCAUGGAGGUAGACCGUGUGGAUGUCGUGAGACUGAUCGCCAGGAAUAAACUGUGUAACCCCAAUCUCCAAGACUCUGAGGGAUAUACAGCAGCAAUGCACGCGGUGGCUGCGUCAAAUUCCCAAGGUCUGAAAAUUUUGUUAAAUUCAUCUGCGACGAAAUCUGUAGUGGAUUUGAACAUAAAAAAUAAAAACGGAAUUACCGCCCUUGAACUUGCUGUGAAACUCCAGUUAUUUGACUGUUGUAAGGUGUUGACGACAGAUUGUGUUGGCGGCCGCAAUUCGAACAAUAUUCGGGACAAAAAAGGUCUGAACUUAAUUUUGGGACGUGAAGCUUCUGUGAUGUCACAGAAAGGU